Molecule: messenger RNA, 2355 nt
Organism: Brenthis ino (lesser marbled fritillary)
Lineage: Eukaryota; Metazoa; Arthropoda; Insecta; Lepidoptera; Nymphalidae
Source: the annotation of a GenBank genome assembly
AUGUUACUAAUUACCAUCUUUAUAAUAUUUUUUAUUAAACAUUCUGAUUCCGAUUGUGUUCUGCAUACAGGGCCUUCUGACAGACAACUUGAAGUAAAGCUUCAUAAUUAUUUAUUGAGCAAAAAUGAAGAAUUGCAUGUGCAACCGAACAAAAACUUGACAACGAUUGCCAUAAAAUUCAUCCUGAAAACCUUUAAAUUUGACAACAACGAAGAAGUAUUUAGCAUUUAUAACUGGGUGAUUUUGCAAUGGGAAGAUCCAAGGCUACAGUGGAAUGCAACUGAAUACGAAGGAGUAGAUAAAACUAUCGUGAAUAGUUUCGAUAUAUGGACACCACUUAGAACUCUUACCAAUAAAGAAGUGAAAGGUGCUGGUCACGCUUAUUCUUUACCAUAUGAAUAUUGCCAAGUUGAUAAUAAAGGCCAAGUUAUGUGUUUCCUUUACAUAUUACAUAGAACUACGUGCAUUACCAAAUUAGACAAUUGGCCUUACGACUCCCAAACUUGCACAUUUAAUUUGGGCAUCGUUGAACGAAAUAAGGAAAAUUUAGUAUUCACCUUUAAUAAAAGCCGUGGUAUUUUUACCGAGAGAGCAGAAUAUGGUCCCGGAUGGGAUAUUAUAGAUUAUGCAGUAGGGGAAAAUGCUACAGGCGUAAUCAAGCUUUAUUUAACAUUCGUUGUAGAAAGACAUGCAAAAGGCUUGGGAGCUCUGGUGGUGUUCCCGUUAAUCGUAGUAGCCAUGUCACUCACCACUAUCUUUAUAUUAUUUUUUAUAAAACAUUCUACUUCCGAUUGUGUUCUGCACACAGAGCCUUCUGACAGACUAUAUGAAGUAAAACUCCAUAAAGACGUGUUUUACAAUGAUAACAACUUUCUUGUGAUACCAAACAAAAAUGGAACAACAGUAACUUUAAAAUUCAUGUUGAAGAACUUCAAAUUUGAUACAACCGAAGAACAAUUUGGUAUUUAUAGCUGGAUGUUUUUUCAAUGGAAGGAUCCAAGGAUUCAAUGGAAUUCAAGUGACUACGGCGGAGUCGACAAGACUAUCAUACACAGUGUCAAUAUAUGGACGCCGUUGAGAAUUCUAACUAAUUUAGGAGAUGUGUCCGAAUUUGGUGGCGAAUACUAUCCCUAUACGUAUUGUCAAGUUGAUAACACAGGCAAAGUUUUGUGUGUGCUUCGAGUAAGUUUUGCCACUAUGUGCAUUACUAAAUUAGAUGAUUGGCCUUAUGACUCUCAAACGUGCAUAUUUAAUUUUGGCAUCAAAAAGAGUAAUAAGGACAAUGUAACAUUCACUUUUAAUCAGAGCCGGGGAAUAUCAGCCUUUGGAGCAGAAUAUGGUUCUGGAUGGGAUAUUGUAUAUAACGCGGUCGGGGAAAAUGCUACAGAUGCAAUUAAGUUCAAUUUAACAUUCGUUCUAGAAAGACAUGCGACAGGCUUGGCAUCUCUGGUGGUCUUCCCGUUAGUUAUAGUAGGUACCAUGACAGUAUCUUCUAUGUUUUUAGAUGCCUAUCCAUAUUUAGUUUCUAGCAAUUCUCUCAUUGACAAUUUAGCCAUGUCACUUACCACUAUCUUUAUAUUAUUUUUUAUAAAACAUUCUGCUUCCGAUUGUGUUUUGCACACAGAGCCUUCUGACAGACAAUUUGAAGUAAAACUCCUUAAGGAUGUGUUUUUCAAUGAUACGGAUUUGUUUGUAAUACCAAACAAAGAUGGAAUAACUGUUACUAUAAACUUCAUCCUGAAAAACUUCAAAUUUGAUAAAAAUGAAGAGCUAUUUGACAUUUAUAGCUGGAUGUUUUUUCAAUGGGAAGAUCCAAGGAUUCAGUGGAAUGCAAGUGACUACGGCGGAAUAGAUAAAACUUCCAUAAGCAAUAUAAAUUUCUGGACGCCAUUGGGAAUUCUGACUAAUUUAGGAGAUGUGACCGGAUUUAGUGGCGAACAUUAUCACUAUAGGUAUUGUGAAGUUGAUAACACAGGCAAAAUUUUGUGUGUAGUACAAAUAUUUCAUGAAACUAUGUGCAUUGCUAAAUUAAACGAUUGGCCUUACGACUCCCAAACUUGCAUAUUUAAUUUUGGAAUCAAUAAAAGUAAUAAGGACAAAGUAACGUUCACUUUUAAUCAAAGUCGUGGGAUAUCAGCUCUUGGAGCAGAAAAUGGUUCUGGAUGGGAUAUUGUAGAUUACGCUGUGAGGGAAAACGCUACAGAUGCAAUUAAGUUCAAUUUAACAUUUGUUGUAGAAAGACAUGCUACAGGUUUGGCAGCUCUAGUAGUGUUCCCGUUAGUUAUAGUGGCCAAAGUGGGAAGUAGCGGAAACGGAGAAUGGACCAUCACAUGUUGGAGCGUGGACAGAUUUCGC